GCUGCGCCGCCCACCCCUCUUUCUGACCCUCUGUUUCCCUUCUGCGUCGGACCGCACCCCACUCUCGCGAAUUCCGAACCACACACGAAAAGGAAAAGAUGCUCGCGCUUAGGUCGAAGGCGUUUAUGAGGUCAUCGCCUGCUGCCGCCCGCCGCUGGGCGAGCACCGCCGCGGACAAGGACAAGUUCAAGGUGGUCGUGGUCGGAGCAGGCUCCGGCGGCUUGACGGUUGCAAACCAGAUCUACAACCGUUUCAAGAGCGCGGGCAAAGCCCUGAACAAGGGUGAUAUCGCCAUCCUCGAUGCCGCCGAGUAUCACUACUAUCAGCCUGGAUGGACUCUUGUCGGGGCCGGUCUGAAGGCCAAGGAUGAGACUCGCCGGAGGCUAGACUCGCUCAUUCCCUCGCACCUCGCGCACAUCCCCGAAAACGUCAAAACCUUUGAGCCUAAGUCGUCUUCAGUGACGACUGCCUCCGGCCGCAAGAUCACCUACGAGAACCUUGUCGUCGCCACCGGUCUCCAGAUCAACUGGUCGACCAUUCCGGGUCUUGAGAAAGCCCUUGCGGACCCCGCGUCCGGCGUAUCCUCCAUCUACUCCUACAACACCUGUGACAAGGUGUGGAGGGACGUCGAUGCGCUUCGGUCAGGCAAGGCCAUCUUCACCCAGCCCGCGGGUGUUAUCAAGUGUGCCGGUGCCCCGCAGAAGAUUAUGUGGAUGGCCUGGGACCGGUACCAGCGCACUGGGCGCGGCGAUACGGUCUCCGUUGACUUCUACACGGGCAUGCCGUCCAUGUUCAGCGUGAAGAAGUACUCGGAUGCACUGAACGCGCUCCGUCAGGAGCGCGGCGUUGGCGGCCACUUUGCACACAACCUCGUCGGGGUCAACGCGGAUGCGCACAAGGCGACAUUCAAGACCGCGGACGGCACGGUUGACGUCGACUACACGCUUCUGCACGUCUCCCCGCCCAUGGGCCCGCUCGAUGCCUUGAAGGGCUCUCCGAUUUCGGACGAGGCUGGUUGGGUUUCUGUCGACAAGGCGACGCUUCGGCACACCAGCGCGGAUCUCGGAAACGUGUGGGCUAUCGGCGACUGCUCGAGCUUGCCGACGAGCAAGACCGCCGCGGCCAUCACUGCUCAGGCGCCCGUGCUCACCGAGAACUUGUUCUCCGUGGUCGAUACCGGUAAGGUCGCUGGUGCGGAGUAUGACGGUUACACGAGCUGCCCGCUUCUCACUGGGUACGGCAAGCUCAUGCUCGCCGAGUUCAAGUACGGCCUUGAGCCCCAGGAGUCGUUCAGCAACGUCUUUGGCGACCAGGCUAUCCCCCGCUCCGCCUUCUACUACCUCAAGAAGGACUUCUUCCCCUACGUCUACUGGAACUACAUGGUCAAGGGCACCUGGUUUGGCUCGAAGGGCUUCAGCCGCCCCACCUUCGGCCAGUAAAUGCAUCAUGCUGUACUCAAACAAUUAAUGUAAUGAUGUUUCUUGGUUAUGGGAUUGCCCGUGCAAAUCGUCAAACUAUAACACUGCGCGUCGAUUGCGCGGGCCGCGACGACACGAAAAUAUCUUCCCUCCAGGUGAACCCAUCCCAUGGAUCCGGGCAAUUGUAUUGACUCUAAAACCCGAAAAUGUCGUCAAUCGCGUCCCGCUUCUUUUUCUUCUUCUUUGCCGCUCUGCCCUUAUCGUCCUCUGCCUUCUUCCUCUUCGGAGCGCCCGCCACAGGUUGAACCAGUUUGCUACCCGUUGCGCUCUCCGCGGAUUUGGACACCGUAGUCGC
Messenger RNA from Trametes versicolor FP-101664 SS1, 1773 nucleotides. Its product is annotated as FAD/NAD-P-binding domain-containing protein. The transcript has 7 exons. The record is from RefSeq and is a predicted model, not a curated record. Gene Ontology annotation, cellular component: mitochondrion. Gene Ontology annotation, molecular function: sulfide:quinone oxidoreductase activity; FAD binding. Bases 99 to 1439 code for a protein of 446 amino acids. NCBI's taxonomy places the organism in Eukaryota, Fungi, Basidiomycota, Agaricomycetes, Polyporales, Polyporaceae.